This is a messenger RNA of Nipponia nippon (crested ibis), 699 nucleotides long. It is a transcript of the gene CUNH1orf146, whose product is annotated as chromosome unknown C1orf146 homolog. Gene Ontology annotation, biological process: synaptonemal complex assembly; reciprocal meiotic recombination. The record is from RefSeq and is a predicted model, not a curated record. Gene Ontology annotation, cellular component: chromosome. NCBI's taxonomy places the organism in Eukaryota, Metazoa, Chordata, Aves, Pelecaniformes, Threskiornithidae.
AUGACAGAAAGUGGUGGGCAGGAACAGUCAAGAUGGAUAACAACAGUUAUUAUGAGUACAGCUCUGCAGAAUCAUGAAAUAUCCACAAUUCUACAGAGGCAACAACACCGAGUUCGAUAUUCAGAAUCGGUGGAAAUUGGAUCCGUGAUUUUUUCUCUUUCUGGUGUUGCAUUUAUACUGGCAGACACUCAAGACUUGCUGAUGACAGGGGAAGAACAGUUUUUCAAAAGAAUUCAGAAGUUCAUAAACAUUCACCGGAACAGUUUUUUGGUUUUGUCAGCUGCUCUUCAUGGACCAGAAGAAUGGAAUGUCAUGUUUCGGAUUCAGAGAAGAUUCCUGGGCAGUAAUUUACGUCUAAUACCAGUUCAUAAUACUGCUGAAACUGUUAAGUUAAUGCUAACUAUAGCUAAGAUAACUUCCAAGCCACGAGCAGAUGAUAUUCGAUACAAAAUGGCAAUGAUAAAAGCCCAAAUAAUAGAAAACAGUCCAGUUUGGAAGAUGCGUCAGGAGUACCAGUUGCAUUGUAAUUAAUUUAGUGUUUGGGUUUUUUAUUCAUAAAUAGCGUGGCUACAUUUUAAACAAAAUAUAGAAUGUUCUUAAAAAUAUAGUUACAUUUCCAAAGACUGUAUAUACAAACUUAUGCAUUUGGAAUGAAAAUUUAUAUUAAAUAACUAUACAGUGGAAAAUAACAUACAUUAU